CACACAGACAUGGACAGGAGGCCGGAUAUGGGAGGGGCAACUGCCCCAGCGGCCCCUGACCACGUGAGGGAUCUCCAAAGUGAGGUGGAGGGAGUUAAAAACAUCAUGUCCCAAAACGUGGAUAGAAUUCUGGCUCGAGGAGAGAAUCUGGAUCAUCUAAGGAAUAAAACAGAAGACCUGGAAGCAAGCUCUGAACACUUCAAGACCACUUCCCAGAAGGUUGCCCGCAAGUACUGGUGGAAAAACGCAAAGAUGAUUGCCAUAAUCUGUGUGGUGGUUGGCAUCAUUUUACUCCUCAUCAUCCUCCUCGCCACUGGAGUCAUCCCCACAUAAAGAUUGUCACUCGCUGACCAGGCUGCUCUGCCAAUGAGGACUCAGGAUUACCUUUCACCUUCUCCUGCCUGAUGAGCUAUCCUCAAGCCAAUGGAGAGAUGCCAGUCAGACUCACAUUGUUAUCCUUUGGAUGAUGGCUAGAUUCAAUUUUCCUUAUCUGCUGGCCUGUUCCAAGUUACCCACUGGGGUCUGCAUACCAAAUUUUUCUAGAAUUUAUUGUAUAUUUUGUUCCUACACAUAAAGGUUUGAUUCUGAUUCUGGCAAAUAAAAAUAUCUAGAAAAUAUCUAAAAAUAUCAUCCCUACUUGCAGCCCAAUCCCCACUUUGUCCCCGGUUAUAUAGUGAAUAAAGUACCCCCUCUUGUAAAAUAUAAGGAUAUUAUAAGUUACUGAAGGAGUUUCAUGACCAUAUAAAAACACGAGGCCGAAGGUCAUGGAACUCCGAGGUAACUUCUAAUAUCCUCAUAUUUUGCAACAGGGGGUACUUUAUUCAUUAUAAUACACACGUUUCAGUGAGUCAUGUGACAGAAAUGACAUCAGAACUCACCGUUUAUAACUGAUGACUCACCCUUUAUAAGAAUAUAAUUUACAAGAUAUUCAUGGCUUUUGUGUAUAUGUUUAUAUUCUUGUAGUCCAAGAAACCUGGCACGUUUUAUAUCAAAUUUUUUUUAAGCCUUCAAUUUGCAUUCUAAAAAGGACACAUUUAUUCAUCAGUUUAAAACCCAAAUGAUACAUUCCUGCCACU
Xenopus laevis (African clawed frog) is the source of this 1076-nucleotide messenger RNA. It is a transcript of the gene vamp8.L, whose product is annotated as vesicle associated membrane protein 8 L homeolog. Lineage: Eukaryota; Metazoa; Chordata; Amphibia; Anura; Pipidae. Gene Ontology annotation, cellular component: endomembrane system; cytoplasm; membrane. The record is from RefSeq and is marked provisional. Gene Ontology annotation, biological process: vesicle-mediated transport.